CUAUAUAGUAUUGUCAAAUAGCAAUAAAAGUGAUCUUUAACAUAUAUGGAACUAUUUUCAUGACUUGGGACAUCAUUCUUUUGUUUCAAGAUUGUACAUUUUCAUGCAAUUCUUGUUUUUCUUUUCAAUGGUAGGUGUCCGAGCCAGUUUUUGCUAGGUAACUCUGUCUAUUAAGACUAGAACAGAUAAGAAGAACCACUUAAUAUUUUUUUUGUCUCCGCUGAAAUUCUUGUUUUUCUUUUUGUCAUGAUACUGGAGUCCGAGGCUGCUUUCACACAUCUCAACUAAUUACACGAAAUACUUAGAUAACUUUGUCGACCAGGACUAGAAUAGAUAGGAAGAAUCACCUAAUAUUUGUUGUCUCCCCUUAAAUUCUUGUUUUUUUUUUUUUUUGACUUAAAUGUGUGUAAAAAUUGAAUCUUUAUUGAGUUUCUUGAGUUUUUGACCAUAAUUUUUGUACUAUCCUACACGUUAAGGUAUGUUGUUUUUUUCAACUCUAUAAUUUAUUAUUGUCAAUAAAUUACUAUCUUGUUGGGUAGAUAACCAAACUCAGACGGAUACUUCAAAGUUUGUCAGCAAAAUCAAGAUUCAUAGAUUUUGUAGGCUAACCAUUAUUCCAUAAUACUAGUGUUUUGUCAGCUUCUUUUAUUGCUUUGGAAGUGGAGAAAAUGAAAAAAAAAAAAUAGUAGUAGUUAUGAUUUAGGUAAAAAGAUGAUCUUUUUUUCUGGUUUAUCAUAACUUGGAGGGAAGUGGAAAAUUGUAGAAGUUUUUUUUCAAGAAUUUAGUUAAUGUGGGAAGCUUAUAUAACGUUUGGAAGAAGGGGUUUUGUUUAUAUGGUUAAAAGGGUUUGUUUCUUUUUAAAUUCUUGAAAUAGUUUUUGUUAAGAAGUGUUAAGCUUUUUCAUUGGUUGUGUUGUUUGGGGUUCAAAGAUUCUUGUUUUAUAUAUUCUUUGAGGUGUUUAGGUUGUUUUUUGUGUUAAGAUUUGUGGGGUUUUUUACUAGGGAGGAUUGUUUCUCUUCAAAUUCUUGAAACAGUUUUGUUAAAAAGGUGUAGCUUGUUUGAGUUUGUGAUAUUGGUGGUUCAAAGAUUCUUGUUUUAUAUACUUCUUAAGGUGUUUUUUAGAUUGUUUUUUGUGUAAAGAUUUGUGGGGUUGGUUGUUUCUCUUCGAAAGAACGGCGGCCUGAUGCACUAAAGCUUCCGCUUAAAUUCUUGAAAAAAAUUUCUUGAAAUGUGUAGCUUUGUGAGUUUGUGAUAUUGGUGGUUCAAAGAUUCUUGUUUUAUAUAACUCUUAAGGUGUUUAGAUUGUUUUUUGUGUCAAGAUUUGUGGGGUUGGUUGUUUCUCUUCAAACGGCCGGCCUGGUGCACUAAAGCUCUCGCUCAAAUUCUCGAAAAAGUUUUCUUGAAAAGCGUAGCUUUGUGACAUUCUGCAGAAUUUGUGAUAUUUAGGGUUCAAAGAUUCUUGUUUUGUAUACUUUUUGAGGUGUGUAGGUUGUUUUUCGUGUCAAGAUUUGUGGGGUUAGUUGUUUCUCUUCAAACAGUUAGCCUGGUGCACUAAAGCUCCCACUCAAAUUCUUGAAAAGUGUAACUUUGUGAUAUUUGGUGUUCAAAGAUUCUUGUUUUGUAUACUUCUUGAGGUGUUUAGGUUGUUUUUCGUGUCGAGAUUUGUGGGUGUUUUAACUCGAAAGAAGAUGGUUGGUAGUAUUGAAGUGAAAAGUGGUAACGGUGUGUACUCGAACGGGAGUGUACACAACCACAAUGGUCUAGAGGAGAAGCUUGAUGAGCUUAGGCACAUUCUUGGUAAGGCCAAUGGUGAUUUAUUGAGAAUUGUUUGUGUUGGAGCUGGUGCGUGGGGGAGCGUUUUCGCAGCUUUACUGCAAGAUAGUUACGGCCAAUUUCGCGAUAAGGUUCAAAUACGUAUAUGGCGAAGGUCCGGUAGAGCUGUUGAUAGAUCCACAGCUGAACAUUUGUUUGAAGUGAUCAAUUCAAGAGAGGAUGUGUUGAGGAGGUUGAUUCGGAGAUGUGCGUAUCUCAAGUACGUCGAGGCUAGAUUAGGCGAUCGGACACUAUACGCUGAUGAAAUCUUGAAAGAUGGCUUCUGUUUAAACAUGAUCGAUACGCCAUUUUGUCCGCUGAAAGUUGUCACCAACUUGCAAGAAGCUGUGUGGGAUGCUGAUCUUGUGAUCAACGGAUUGCCCUCGACUGAAACACGCGAUGUUUUUAAGGAAAUCGGCAAGUAUUGGAAGGAAAGGUUAACUGUACCAAUCAUCAUUUCAUUGGCAAAGGGUAUCGAGGCUGAACUCGAUCCAGUUCCGCAUAUUAUUACUCCGACACAGAUGAUUAAUCGCGCAACUGGUAUACGGGUUGAGAACAUCCUUUAUCUUGGUGGACCAAAUAUUGCCUCGGAGAUUUACAACAAAGAGUACGCUAACGCUAGGAUAUGUGGAUCGGAAAAAUGGAGAAAACCACUCGCAAAGUUCUUAAGGCAACCUCAUUUUAUCGUAUGGGACAACAGCGACCUUGUAACACACGAAGUCAUGGGAGGCUUGAAGAAUGUCUACGCCAUCGGAGCUGGUAUGGUAGCUGCACUAACAAAUGAGAGCGCUACGAGCAAAUCAGUAUAUUUUGCACAUUGUACAUCGGAGAUGAUAUUCAUCACGUAUUUGUUGACUGAAGAACCGGAAAGGCUUGCAGGGCCUCUGCUAGCUGAUACAUACGUUACAUUGUUGAAAGGUCGUAAUGCCUGGUACGGUCAAAUGAUAGCUAAGGGAGAACUGAGUCUCGAUAUGGGUGAUAGCAUUAGCGGUAAAGGAACCAUCCAGGGAGUUUCUGCUGUCGGAGCAUUCUAUGAACUUCUAAGUCAGUCGAGUUUGAAUGUGUUACAUCCUGGAGAUAAUAAACCCGUUGCACCAGUUGAACUGUGCCCCAUCUUGAAGACUUUGUACAAGAUACUCAUAAAAAGGGAACAAGGUCCUAUGGCAAUUCUACAGGCACUGAGAGAUGAAAACUUGAACGAUCCACGCGAUCGGAUUGAGAUUGCACAAAGCCAUGCUUUCUACAGGCCUUCACUUCUUGGACAACCUUGAUAAAACAAAUUUAUGCAGUAACAUUUAGUAUUUGAAGCAAUUGCAAUAAGCGUAUAGACUGGUUCAAAUUGGAUGGAUUGUUUUAUGUGGUAAAGAAAAUAUUAUAUUUAUUACUCAAAUUUGUAUUUGAUGAACAUGCCCAAAGAUGGUCUUAUUUUCUUGAUAUUCAUUUGAACUUGAAGCCUA
Messenger RNA from Capsicum annuum, 3269 nucleotides. Its product is annotated as probable glycerol-3-phosphate dehydrogenase [NAD(+)] 1, cytosolic. Gene Ontology annotation, molecular function: glycerol-3-phosphate dehydrogenase [NAD(P)+] activity; NAD binding. Lineage: Eukaryota; Viridiplantae; Streptophyta; Magnoliopsida; Solanales; Solanaceae. Bases 1689 to 3083 code for a protein of 464 amino acids. Gene Ontology annotation, cellular component: glycerol-3-phosphate dehydrogenase (FAD) complex; cytosol. The record is from RefSeq and is a predicted model, not a curated record. The transcript is spliced from 5 exons. Gene Ontology annotation, biological process: carbohydrate metabolic process; glycerol-3-phosphate catabolic process.